AUGUGGAAGAACAUUGUGACUUCACGUCACGGCUCAGCUCGUUCAAAAAAGGUGUACUAUAGAGAGCAAGAACUACGAGAGAUGUUCCGCACCCACGAUAAGGAUAUGUCUGGUUUCAUCAGCAAGGACGACGUCCUUUGUAUGCUCCUUGGAGCCGAUAAGGAUGACCAGAAGGAUCCGGUUUUCAAGACUCAUUUGAAAUUCCUGAUCAACAUAAUUAAACAGGCUGAUAAGGAUGGUGACAUGAAAAUUAGCUUCGAAGAGUUCAAGGAAUAUGUGGAAAAAGCUUCUUCGGCAUGA
This is a messenger RNA of Necator americanus (New World hookworm), 300 nucleotides long. RefSeq lists its product as uncharacterized. Gene Ontology annotation, molecular function: calcium ion binding. Bases 1 to 300 code for a protein of 99 amino acids. The transcript has 4 exons. The record is from RefSeq and is a predicted model, not a curated record. Lineage: Eukaryota; Metazoa; Nematoda; Chromadorea; Rhabditida; Ancylostomatidae.